Stylonychia lemnae is the source of this 243-nucleotide messenger RNA. NCBI's taxonomy places the organism in Eukaryota, Ciliophora, Spirotrichea, Sporadotrichida, Oxytrichidae. The record is from the annotation of a GenBank genome assembly.
AUGGGUUAAUGUGUGUCAGAUUCAAGAAUAACUUCUGAAAGAUUUGAAAUUGAAAAAUAAGUAAUAUUCUCAUCAUCAUAUAUUAUCAGUUUGAACCAACAAUGGAUCCAGCUUUCUCACAGAAGAACUAAAGCCAAGAGGUGGAGAGACACAUGCAAUAAAGAAGAAAAAGAAAUAUCAGAGAAGGAUUGGGGAUUGUUGACGAUUCCAAGUCAGUAAACAUAAUUCAGUAUUGAAAAUUGA